Molecule: messenger RNA, 3136 nt
Organism: Cynoglossus semilaevis (tongue sole)
Lineage: Eukaryota; Metazoa; Chordata; Actinopteri; Pleuronectiformes; Cynoglossidae
Gene: ube2wb
Product: ubiquitin conjugating enzyme E2 Wb
Exons: 6
Coding region: 493-942 (149 amino acids)
Source: RefSeq, a predicted model, not a curated record
AUACAACUGACAGUGAACACAUACGGACAGAUUACCUCACCUACACUGCUGGCAUUUCCGGGAGAAGCUUAACCGCUUCGUUCGCGUAUCCGUGGUACAGUUUCGUAGCUAUAAACGCUGUGACGUGUUGAACUGAUCAGGCUUAACGCUAGGCUAAGUGCUAGCAACACAACUAACCCCAUCAUCAUCAUCAUCAUCAGCAGCAGCAGCAGCAGAAGAAGCAAGUCAAGGGUAACACUGAAGGCAGCUUCCUGGAGAAAAACGCCAGACUCGAGUCAGCUGUGUAUUGUACUCUUAUAUUCACAGCAGCAUAAACGUGAUUUGUCAUACGUUUAGUUGACAUUAGUAGGGCGUUUUUGGCUUAUUUUAAGCUAACGUUAAGGUUAGCCUGCUAACGAAGAUAGUGCGCAGAUUGAUCAGUUGCAGUUUGAGCUGAACAGGUGCAUCGUUUUCAUCUGGCCAGACCUGCCGUUCUGAAGAACCAACACAGCAAUGAACACGAAAAGGCUACAAAAGGAAUUAUUAGCCCUGCAAAAUGAUCCGCCCCCGGGAAUGACGCUCAAUGAAAAAAGUGUACAGAACACCAUCACACAGUGGAUUGUAGAUAUGGAGGGUGCACCUGGUACACUGUACGAAGGAGAGAAAUUUCAAUUGCUAUUUAAAUUUAGUAGUCGAUAUCCCUUUGAUUCUCCUCAGGUAAUGUUCACAGGGGAGAAUAUACCUGUCCAUCCACAUGUGUAUAGCAACGGUCACAUCUGUCUAUCAAUUCUAACGGAGGAUUGGUCGCCAGCCCUCUCAGUGCAAUCAGUUUGUCUUAGCAUUAUUAGUAUGUUGUCCAGCUGCAAAGAAAAGAGACGACCACCUGAUAAUUCAUUCUAUGUAAGAACGUGUAACAAAAACCCAAAGAAGACAAAAUGGUGGUAUCAUGAUGAUACAUGCUAAUGUACAAACUUUGUAAUAUUCAUGGAAGAUAGAAGUCCUACUGACCUACGUUAAAGCACUUUUUAAUUAUUCAGUCUUUGAACUCUGACCUUUUGACUGGAACAGUGGACACCAUGUGCCGGGGACUCUUGACUGCGGUUCACCCCUGGUGAGGAGAUAGAUGCAUGUUUUAGUCGGCUGUAAAAUAAGAGAAAUCUAAAUAAUCAAAUGUUAAAGAUGCACCUGAAGAGGAUUGCUUUCUGGCAAAGCGGUUAAUAAUGCAACAAGGAGGAAAACAAGCAACGAGCAAGGUGGAUUUUUAGUAAGUAAAUUAUAAUUCCUAUUUUAAGAUUUUUUUUUCUUCUUUCUUUUUGAGUGCAUUUUAUGGUCCUUGUGUUGUGCAAUAAUAACUGAUGGAUGCAAACUUGGGCCGGCAAAGAGAAAUCCAAAUCUAAAUGUUUUUCUGGAAAGGGAGCUGACCAUCGUAAACCCAAGAAAAGGCUGCAUCUGUUUGUUUGUUUUUUGUUUUUUUAAAUAUAUCAUGCACUGUGAAAGAAUAUAGUAUGUAAAGGCACUGUUAGUGCAUUAUUCUCACCAUGCAGUUGUACUGCUGUUAGUCAUCCUCCGUGUGUUUUCCAGGUGUGAACCUUUUUUUUUUUUUUUUUUUUUUUUACUUUGUAACCACUGUAUCAGCAGUACACAUACGGUUCUUUUUCAUCUUCCAUUUUGAGACCUGAUUGCACUUCUUCCUGCUGUGGGACAGAACCUUGGUACCAGAGAGAAGGUGUAUCUCCUCAUAAAAUUAUCCUGCACUUGUGUAGUGUUCACUGGUGCAGUGGCCUCUCCUUCCACUCAAAGAAUGUCUAUAAGAGACCAGUGUCACACUUUAUCUGUUAGAUUAAUUUUUUUCCGUUUUUUUAAACUUGUGCUUUAAUCUUCCAAAAAUGUUGAAAAACCUUUUUUGUACUGUUCUUUUCAACUAGGUGAUACUACAAUAGGGAUGUUAUUAAAGGUUUUUUUUCUUUAUUCUAUUUUAUUUACAUAAUUUAUUUCUUGUUUUCAUCUCCAGAAGUUUUAAUGAAUGAAUGAUGUAAAGUAGAGUUGUAAAAAGAGGCUUUUGUGACACCUCCUCCUAGCCCCCCGGUCAGAGUUUUGGCUCAGGUACUUUUUUCAAUAAAGAGAUCACCUCUAAAAAAAAAAAAAGAAGACACCUAUUACAUAUUUUGAAUUUAACUAUAUUUUCACCAAAAAAAAAGACUGUUAUGUUGUAAAAUUAUAACAUGUCUGGAGUUGUUGUAUAUAUGUCAUCGAACUGUUGGAUGAAAGACAUUAGCAGAUGCCGCGUUUAUAGCAGAGUGAUAAUAGGAGUGCUUUAUUUUAUUGAUCAUAAGUUUGCAUCUUUUGCUCGUUAGGACAUGUACAGUGGGGCAACAAACACCAUUGUUGGGUUGUUAGUUUUCCAGUGGGGGUGCAUGCACUUUUAAACCCUACUUUUUUCUUAUUAGCAUCGGACAUUGUGACAACUUUUAGUCUUUCCAUAGUUACAAAAGUUUUUAUGGGAUGGAUGUUCCAAACCUCAUGGAGUCUUUCAUGUGAAACUGUAACUAUUCCAUUCCUGUAGAGAUGUAGGUUACCAUCCAGUCUGAUAUACUUGAAUUUUCCAUCCUGGGUUGUUUGUGUUGCUUUUGCUCUUUUUUCCAGGGUCUAGUUGAGUUUUGUUUUUGUUUUGUUUUUUUAAACAACUUGAGCGAAUGUGAUGAUUCUCUUCUGAGGAGGAGCUCACCACAGCACACUGCUAUCUCAAAUCUAUAUUCGUAAAUACUAUUUAUCCACUUGUUUUCUUUUUGAAUGACUUUGUUUGAAUUUUAACUGUAGUCUGUUGUCACGGCUGUAAAAGUUGUCACACUAAACAGCAUUCACGUGGAAACAGAAAGCCUUUACCAAGUUGACAGUAGAACAGUCGUAACAAUAUUACGAGCAAGUGAAUAUGUUACAAGAAUUUGGUAGUGACAUUUAUUUAAUUUAAUUUAAUUGUUUGGUUUUUUUUUUUCUUUUCAAUGUGGUUUGAACUCUUAGCUUGCAGGUUGUUUUGAGUGAUCAACACUAAAGAUGGUGUGUUAUUUAUGUUUGAAAUUUUGUUCUGGGAUGUGCAAGCUCCAUGUAAAAGGUGCCUGUUCAUUUUCAUAAUCAAUAAUAAAGCAAAUAUUCACUUUUA